AUGCCCACAGCGACCAGCUCGGGGGCGGACGCCGCGGGCGGCGGGGCAGGGCCGCGGCACCGGGAGCACAACCAGGGCAACCAGGAGCGCAAGUACACGGUGGAGCAGAAGGCGGCGGUGAUGCGGAUCCGGCGGUGCAAGGCGACGGCCUUCUACGACAUACUGGGGCUGGAGGAGGCGCGCAAGUCGUCGUGCACCGAGGCGGACAUCAAGAAGGCCUACCGCAAGCAGUCGCUGCUGACGCACCCGGACAAGAACGGCCACGAGCACGCUGACGAGGCCUUCAAGAUGGUCUCGCGCGCCUUCAGCGUGCUCGGCGACAAGGACAAGAGGGACCAGUUCGACCGCUUCGGCACCGACCCCGACAGCCGCUUCUCCAGCGCCCAGGCGCAGAAUCCGUUUUCCGGCUUCGCGAAUAGGGCGGCCGCCGGCGGGGGCGGCGGUGGUGGCGGCGGCGGCAACAUGUGGGAGGAGGAGAUCAGCCCGGAGGAGAUGUUUGCGAGGUUCUUUGGCGGUGGUGGCUUUGGAGGUCCGUUUGGAGGGCUAACAACUGAGGGACACAAAGGCUUUGACACGGGGCCACAGUUCGUUUUCAACUUUGGCGGCGGGCCUGGCGUCCGGGUACAUCAGUUCGGCGGAGGUAGGCCGAGGAGGCGACCCCGGGACCCCGAACAGGCGCAGGAUACCAGCCUCACAAGCACCAUCAUGGGCCUCCUUCCCAUCAUCCUCCUCUUCCUCUUCCCGCUCCUCAACUCAUUAUUCUCGGGCGGCUCGCAACCGGCCGCGCCCAGCAUGGUGUUCGACCAGCCGCAGCCGCCCGUGUACACGGCGGAGCGCACCAUACCGAACCUGAACGUCAAGUACUACGUGAACCCGGCCGACAUCGCGCAGUACAGCAACUACAAGCUGAGCCAGCUGGACAGGACGGCCGAGGUGACGCUGGUGCGGCAGCUCAAGACGGAGUGCGAGCACGAGAUCACGCGCCAGCACAGGCUACGGGAGGCCGCCCAGGGCUGGUUCUUCGAGGAUCCCGAGAAGAUGGAGAUCGCCGAGAACAUGAAGAUGCCAAACUGCAAGAGGUUAAUGGAGCUCGGGAAGGUGUAG
This is a messenger RNA of Phialemonium atrogriseum, 1104 nucleotides long. RefSeq lists its product as uncharacterized. Gene Ontology annotation, cellular component: endoplasmic reticulum membrane. Gene Ontology annotation, biological process: cellular response to misfolded protein. The coding region runs from base 1 to 1104 and encodes 367 amino acids. The record is from RefSeq and is a predicted model, not a curated record. NCBI's taxonomy places the organism in Eukaryota, Fungi, Ascomycota, Sordariomycetes, Cephalothecales, Cephalothecaceae. Gene Ontology annotation, molecular function: Hsp70 protein binding. The transcript is spliced from 2 exons.